AUGUCCGAGCUCGAGCAGUCUCUGGACGCGAGUGCUCUUCAGCAAGCUCUCCAGGCUCUCGAUGAGGAAUUGGGAACCUUCGACUUUAUUGUGGCUUUUGCGCCCAUUAAACUGAUCACCGCAGGCGGGUUCCUAGCUGUUAAUUACCUCAAGAACAGGGACACAACCAAGGACCUAAACUAUCUUCUAGAUCCAGAAUGGGCGACGGACGAGGACAUAAAGGGGCCCCUGGAGCAGGCCAUCCUCCGAGUAUCGGAGAGACUCCAAAUUAGUGAGAAAUGGGCAAAUGAAAACAUGUCACUAUAUGUAACCAAGGAAACACGGAUACAUUUGUUUCGAAAGGCGCUCAAGCAGAAUAUAAUCCUGUUCAGAGGUGACAAUAUCAUCAUCCUUGCCGCUCCGAUAAAGUGGGCUCUGAAGCGCAAAAUUCGACGGAUGUUCACCCCGGGUCAAAGUCGGCAAGUUGAGAUAGAUAUGAGCGACCUUCUCGCCAUGCUCAAGUGGAUGCGUGAUCGAAAAGGCGGUCCACUAAACCGCGAGCAUCUCUGUACCCAGAGCCUCAACUCCUUUGAUGUUGUGCCGGAUGCAGCAGGGAUGGAGCAGAUCGCUGCUGCCUAUCGGGACAAAUACAAAGAUGAGAUAUUCGCCUGA
Aspergillus puulaauensis is the source of this 651-nucleotide messenger RNA. RefSeq lists its product as uncharacterized. The transcript is spliced from 2 exons. The coding region runs from base 1 to 651 and encodes 216 amino acids. The record is from RefSeq and is a predicted model, not a curated record. NCBI's taxonomy places the organism in Eukaryota, Fungi, Ascomycota, Eurotiomycetes, Eurotiales, Aspergillaceae.